AUGAAUAAUAUAAAUAAUAAUAAUAGUAUUAGCAAUAAUAAUAAUAUUUUAAAAAAAAAAGAAAAAAACCAAAAUUAUAAUAAUAAUAAUAUUAAUAAUGAUUUUAAUAGUUUAGAAGCACCAUACUCUUAUUUAUAUAAUCCAAAUAUCAAAUCUUAUGAUAAGUUUGAUAUCAAAGAUUAUGAAACCAUUCAAAGAAUUCCAAUAUAUAAACAAAAUAAUAAUAAUAGUUGUAGAACAUUGGGCAACUGUAAAGAAUUUUUAGAUUUGGUGAAGCAAACACUUCAAAAUGAAGAUUCAUCAAAAUAUUUAGCUUUUUAUAAAAUAAUUGUUAAACCCCUAUCAAUGCUCAAAAUGUUUGUUAAAAUCAGUAAACUAUUUGAAAACUAUCCAGUAUUAUUAAAAUCAUUCGAUACAUUCCUUCCAAAUGAUUUUAUUAACUGGAUAGAAAAGUUAAGAUUAAACGGUAACAAAAAUUUUAAAGAACUUUACUUUCAAAGAAUCUUUUUAUAUGACCACGUUGUUCCAGACGUUAUUCAUAGUGAAACUUUUAACUAUUGUUAUUACUUUAAAACUUUAGGUUAG
Dictyostelium purpureum is the source of this 585-nucleotide messenger RNA. RefSeq lists its product as uncharacterized. Lineage: Eukaryota; Evosea; Eumycetozoa; Dictyosteliales; Dictyosteliaceae. The transcript has a single exon. Bases 1 to 585 code for a protein of 194 amino acids. The record is from RefSeq and is a predicted model, not a curated record. Gene Ontology annotation, biological process: regulation of DNA-templated transcription.